AAGUUAGGCAGUGAACCAAACAAGCCCCUAGUCUUCCCUCCUGCUGGCGGCGUGCGGAGGGCCGGAGGCCGGGUCGACAAGAGGAGAUGACGUUGGCGGCGGGGCUGGGUUACGCCCUGAUCGCGCUGGGCCCCGCCUUCUCCCUCUUCUCCGGCGUCGUCGUCAGGAAGCCCUUCCUCGUCCUCACCCUCCUCUCUAGCACCUUAUUUUGGCUUAUAAGUUUGAUAGUCCUCUCGGGAAUAUGGAGAGGAUUUCUUCCUAUAAAGUCAGGAGCUUGGUGGGCAUAUGUGAUUCUGAUCCUUACAUCUGUCGCAUUGCAAGAAGGCACUCGUCUUGUGUUUUGGAUGCUUUACAAGAAAAUGGAAGAGAUGCUAGAUGCUUUUGCUGAUAGAAUAUCUAAGCCACGUCUUAGAUUGACUGACAAGAUGCUGAUUUCUUUAGCUGGUGGUUUAGGCCAUGGAGUGGCUCAUGCAGUCUUUUUCUGUCUCAGUCUUUUGACUCCAGCGUUUGGUCGAGCCACAUUUUAUACUGAAAGGUGCUCAAAGCUGCCAUUUUUCCUUACGUCAGCCCUUAUUGCACUUGGAUUCUUGGUCAUCCAUACAUUCUCAAUGAUUAUUGCUUUUAAUGCAUAUGACGAGGGAAAGAAAAGUGAUCAAGUCUUUGUUCCAGUAAUUCAUUUGGCUGCUGCUGCGAUGACACUUGUUAACCUCGCCCCAGGAGGCUGUCUCAUUGGUACCCCGCUGUUGUUGGUCAUGGCUGCGCUGACCUUGCAGCACUGCUGGCGAGUGGCAUGCCGGAGAUUAACUGAGCACCGGCAUCAGCAGCAUAACAGCAGCUAGUUGUAGGCUUGCCAUCAUGUAAUUUUCCCAUGUAUGUUUGACUGAAUCUUCUGAUGUACUAUGACAGUAAAAAUCAGGUUCUGAGUCGUGUCGUGUAGUUAGACGAGGGGUUAUUAUAGUUUGACUCGAUGUUUUGCAUAUGCAGUAUGUCCUCCCUUUCCUGGAGCACUUUUAUAUCUAUCUAUCUAUAUAACCAUGAUUGUUAAAAGGUCCAA
Zea mays is the source of this 1054-nucleotide messenger RNA. Its product is annotated as gamma-secretase subunit APH-1B. The coding region runs from base 87 to 839 and encodes 250 amino acids. The record is from RefSeq and is marked validated. The transcript is spliced from 6 exons. Gene Ontology annotation, biological process: protein processing; positive regulation of catalytic activity. Gene Ontology annotation, cellular component: membrane. Lineage: Eukaryota; Viridiplantae; Streptophyta; Magnoliopsida; Poales; Poaceae.